AUGGACAAUUUAAUAAAAGUUGUGCCUCCAGAGUUAGCAAAGAAGAAGCAGAGGAAACGCUUAAAUGAUAAUAUUAAGAAAAAUGGACAAAAUCGGUACUUGGCGAAAUCUUUACCCAAAAAGCCCACAUGUAAGCACAUCAAAAAAGGCAAAUACAAAUGUGAAUCUUUAACGUCUAAUACAAUUUUCUACUUCCAUCAGAAGUUUUAUAGCAGUCACAAGAAAAUUGAUCAAGAUAAUUUUAUUCUCAAAUAUACAUCUACAAAGCCAACAAAGGGUAAUGCAAUAUCCUGCAUGUUCAAAGAAGUCAAGCGCAAUUUAAUUUCAAAACAAUUGAUGUAUACUCAAUUUGGUGAUCCUUUGGAAGUUGUGAAGAUAAGAGAAUGUGAGGUGCCUCCUCUUGGCCAGCAGGAUGUACUUGUCCGCAUGUUAGCAGCACCAGUGAAUCCUGCUGAUAUAAAUACCAUACAAGGUAAAUACCCAGUUAAAAUAGAAUUGCCUAUUGUGGCAGGUAACGAAGGUGUAGGUAUAGUAGAGGAAGUAGGCCAAGAUGUAAAGGGGGUUCGGCCAGGUAACAAGGUCAUAGUCACAACAUCAAAACAAGGCACUUGGCGAGACAUAGCUAUAUUCAAUAAAAAUGUACUCAAAGUAGUUCCCGAUAACAUAGGUGUAGUAGAAGCUGCAACACUGACUGUCAAUCCAUGCACUGCUUACAGAAUGCUAAGUGACUUUAAACCAGUGAGAGAAGAGGGUUUAGUUGUCAUACAGAAUGGAGCCAAUAGUGCAUGCGGGCAAAAUGUAAUUCAAUUAUGUAAAGCAUGGGGUAUUAAAAACAUUAACAUAGUUAGGAACAGGCCUGAAAUUACUGAUUUAAAGACAUAUUUGACAAAUUUAGGCGCUACUUAUGUAUUGACAGAAGAAGAGCUUCGAUCCACAAAUAUAUUUAAGGAUAAGUUAAUAGAAAAACCAAUGCUGGCACUGAAUUGUGUUGGAGGGAAGAGUUCCUUAGAAAUGCUACGACACCUACAACAUUCUGGAAGUAUGGUCACUUAUGGAGGCAUGUCCAGAGAACCGGUUACAAUACCAACAUCUGCCUUUAUUUUCAAGAAUGUCUCCUCCUUUGGCUUUUGGAUGACUGCAUGGAGUGAUAAAGCUAAUGCUAAUGAGAAAGAUAAGAUGAUGACAGACCUCAUUUCGUUAAUAUGUGAUCAAAAAGUGAAAGCACCUAUUCACAAGAUGGUAAAAUUUGAUCAUUAUGUGGAGGCCUUAGGAAAUGCUCUAACAUCUAAGGGAUUUACAGGGUGGAGGCAAAUAUAUCGCCCCAACUUACCAACGGUGCCAGGAGACGAAGGUGUCGGAGAAGUAGUUGAAAUCGGAAGUAAAGUAUGUUGUGUAGGAAUUGGAAAUAGAGUUGUUUUAACUCGAAAUCUGCUUGGCACCUGGCGAUAUUAUGGUAUUUAUCCUGAAGGAGCUCUACAUAGAAUUCCACACAAAUUACCCCUUGCAGAAGCUUCCAUGCUAUCUAUAGCUCCCUGCACUGCACUCAGAAUGAUGAGUGACUUCAGAAAUGUAGAACCGGGUCAAACUAUAAUGCAAAAUGCAGCUAACAGUCCAGUUGGCCAGUGCGUCAUAAUGCUAUGUAAAGCGUUAGGAAUAAAAACCUUGAACAUCGUAGCCAAUCACUGUGAGUUUAACGCUGUGAAGGAGUCCCUUAUGGGACUAGGAGGUAACCUCGUGUGUACGUUAGAAGAAGCUGAAGAAAUGUCAAGUUUUAGUACAGCUUUAUCUCGACCUGUAUUAGCUUUUAAUUGUUUAGGAGGGCGAUAUGAAGACGUUAUGCUCCGAUUACUUGAAUCCAACGGUACCCUUGUCUAUUAUGGAUGCUCUUAUGAUUUACCGAUGGCUAAGCAAAGUAGACGUCCAGAUGCGAAAUUUUAUAAAUUUCAUUAUGGAAAGUGGUCUCAAACAGGUACUAAAAUAGAAAAAACUAAAAUGCUGAACAAACUGGUUGAGUUAAUUGUUAUUGGUAAACUUCAAGCUCCAGUGUAUAUACCAAUACAACUAAAAGAUUACAUACAUGCAUUUAGAAACACUGUACAUUGCGAGGCUUUCGCUACAAAAAGUUACAUAUUCGACUUUACUUGCCCCUAA
This is a messenger RNA of Arctia plantaginis, 2151 nucleotides long. NCBI's taxonomy places the organism in Eukaryota, Metazoa, Arthropoda, Insecta, Lepidoptera, Erebidae. The record is from the annotation of a GenBank genome assembly.